This is a messenger RNA of Staurois parvus, 912 nucleotides long. The record is from the annotation of a GenBank genome assembly. NCBI's taxonomy places the organism in Eukaryota, Metazoa, Chordata, Amphibia, Anura, Ranidae.
GGAACUGGGACAUUUGGGAGGGUCCAUUUGGUAAAAGAGAAAACGGCAAAGAACUAUUUUGCACUAAAAGUAAUGAGCAUUCCCGAUGUCAUUCGUCUAAAACAAGAACAGCAUGUACACAAUGAGAAAUCCGUUUUGAAAGAGGUGAACCAUCCAUUUCUAGUCAGACUGUUUUGGACCUCACAUGAUGAUCGGUUCUUAUAUAUGCUAAUGGAGUAUGUACCGGGAGGAGAACUUUUUAGCUAUUUGCGCAAUAUGGGACGUUUUAACAACAGCACUGGACUGUUUUACUCUACGGAAAUUAUUUGUGCAAUAGAAUAUUUGCACUCCAAAGAAAUUGUUUACAGAGACUUGAAGCCUGAAAAUAUAUUGCUUGACCGAGAAGGUCACAUCAAACUAACAGAUUUUGGAUUUGCAAAAAAGCUUUCGGACAGAACGUGGACACUGUGUGGAACACCGGAGUAUCUUGCACCUGAAGUCAUUCAGAGUAAAGGCCAUGGAAGAGCGGUGGACUGGUGGGCUUUAGGCAUUCUAAUAUUUGAAAUGUUGUCUGGGUUUCCUCCAUUUUUUGAUGACAAUCCGUUUGGCAUAUAUCAGAAAAUUUUGGCUGGCAAGAUAGACUUUCCAAGACAUCUAGAUCUUUAUGUGAAAGACCUCAUAAAGAAGCUGCUCGUUGUGGAUAGAACUAGAAGACUUGGAAAUAUGAAGAAUGGAGCAGAAGAUGUCAAGCGCCACAGGUGGUUUAGAUCAAUAGACUGGGAUGCGGUACCACAACGAAAAUUAAAGCCUCCAAUAAUGCCAAAGGUGUCCCAUGAAGGUGAUACAUCAAACUUUGAGGCCUAUCCUGAGGAUGAUUGGAACAAAGCCCCCCCAGUACCUCCUAAAGACCUAGAAAUGUUUAAAAAUUUUUAA